This is a messenger RNA of Scophthalmus maximus (turbot), 2504 nucleotides long. RefSeq names its product Fli-1 proto-oncogene, ETS transcription factor-related sequence (gene fli1rs). Gene Ontology annotation, cellular component: nucleus. The transcript has 10 exons. Gene Ontology annotation, biological process: cell differentiation; regulation of transcription by RNA polymerase II. The record is from RefSeq and is a predicted model, not a curated record. Gene Ontology annotation, molecular function: DNA-binding transcription factor activity, RNA polymerase II-specific; sequence-specific DNA binding. Lineage: Eukaryota; Metazoa; Chordata; Actinopteri; Pleuronectiformes; Scophthalmidae. Bases 547 to 1965 code for a protein of 472 amino acids.
UCUGCGGAGUGAGAGUCGAGAGGCGGUGAUGCGAGCUCCCCACUCUUUCCUUCUUGUACAAAAUUUCCUCUUCCUUCCCGUUCGUGGUCGUAUGUCGGGCUCUAGAAUAACACGACUAACCGCCGCGUCUCUUUUACACUCGAGACAAAAAGAAACGCAAAACGGUCGCCGCCGCACAAUCGACGCGUAACAGAGGAUUUCCAAAGCGCACGACUUUGCCUUUUUGUUUCUAAAUCGGGGCUCAUCCACCGAACUUUAAAAAACAACGACAAAACGAAUAAGGCACGGAGAGAGAAAUGACUGAAUGAUCUUUCAGCGGGGCCAAGCUACUGUUGUCAGCGUUCUUCUUUAACAAAGAACAAGUAGAUGGAGCGAUGCGCGUGAGGCAGGUGUCCCUGAAGGCGCCACGGGUCCGUUUGGAUGCAGUGAGCGCCUCUUUCAGAGAGCAAAGGGGGGGACCCCACUUCCAUCAGAUGACUGGAAGCGCUGUCCGUGGUGAGCGAGGAUCAGCCCAUUUACGAGCCGCCCUACUCCGCGGCCCCGGCCAUGCACAUGAAGGCUGAGAUGACGUCGCCCGGCGGCUUCGGCCAGGCCUCCAAGCAGAGUCCCGAGCCCGCCGAGCCAGAGUGGGUGGGGUCAGCUGCGCACAACCCUGGGAAAAGAGGCGAACACGUCAAUGGCACCAGCCGCGAGUCCCCCGUGGACUGCAGCGUCACCAAACGCUCCAGACACGUGAGUAACGACGGGGCCCAGAUGCCGUACCAGGCCUCGUACACCGAGCCACGUGUCAGUCCGCAGGCCACCACCACCGUCACCACCACCCCGCCCAGCACCACGGAGGAGAAGAGGGUCAUCGUGCCAGCAGAUCCGGAGGUUUGGACACAGGACCACGUGCGCCAGUGGCUGGACUGGGCCAUCAAGGAGUACGUGCUGGAGGAGGUGGACGUCAUGCUCUUCCAAGCGCUGGACGGCAAGGCCCUGUGCAAGAUGACCAAGGACGACAUGAUGCGCCUCACGUCGGCCUACAACGCAGACAUGCUGCUCUCGCACCUCAAUUACCUACGACAGAGUAGCCCUACAUUCUCAUACUCCACAACUCCCACCAACAACACCCCCCCACCACAACAACAACAACAACAACAACAGCAACAACCCAGACUACAGGUGAAAGCAGAGAGCGGGUAUGAUGAGAUCAGCCGCAGAAACAGCUGGCCGGCAAACACCAUGACUGCAGUGACUAAAGGUUCUUCCAUGGAGCACCAGCACAGCACACGAGUUACAGAGCCUGCUCCAAGAAUUGUGCAAGACCCAUAUCAGACACUAGGGCCCAUAAGCAGUCGACUAGCCAACCCAGAAGGCCAAGCCCUCAGCUCAUCCAAGAACCGAACGGGCAAACAAAGUCCAUACAAGCUCCCUGACCCCAGCGCUCACAGGCCUGUGGGUUCAGGACAGAUCCAGCUGUGGCAGUUCCUGCUGGAGCUGCUGUCCGACAGCAACAACUCCGGCAUCAUCACCUGGGAGGGCACCAACGGCGAGUUCAAAAUGACUGACCCCGAUGAGGUGGCCAAGCGCUGGGGCGAGCGCAAGAGCAAGCCCAACAUGAACUACGACAAGCUGAGCCGCGCACUGCGCUACUACUACGACAAGAACAUCAUGACCAAGGUGCACGGCAAGCGCUAUGCCUACAAGUUUGACUUCCAAGGCAUCUCGCAGGCGCACCAGAAUCACUCGGCAGAGGGCGGGAUUGUUAAGUACCAGACUGAGAUGUCUUACGUCCAACCUUACCACAGCCACCAGCCCAAAAUGAACUUCAUGGGUGGGCACCCGGCACCUAUGCCCGUCUCCCCCGGCAACUUUUUUGGCCCCCCGACCACAUACUGGAACUCCCCCAGCAGCCCCAUCUAUCCUGGGUCUCCCAUGACCAGGCAUCCCUCCACUCACUCCCACCUGAGCUCGUACUACUGAGGGACAGGGCGCUUCGCACCCGACACGGAUCACAUGGGAGAGGAAGCCAAGAGCGCUAGAGGUCACGUUCACGUCAUUCAGGAUGUACCUGAGCUGAACCCCGUCUGAAAUGGUGAUAUGACACCACGGUCUGCUUUCCAGGGGCAUUAUGAAGUUGUCUUUUGUCAUAUUCUUUCUUAUAAAUGGACUAACCAGAGGGUAAAUUAAUUCUGUGAUGAAUGUAAAGGAUUGAUAUUGUACUCCUCCCGCCGCAGAGUUCCUUUCUGAAUACACUGAAGACAAUAUAUUAACGGUUAUACAGUUGUUAUUAUACCAAGUUGUUGGUUUUUUUUAAUUUGUACAUUGUGUGAUAGUAAACUGUUGUAAAGACAUAAGCCAUUUACUUUACUGUGAGUAGCAACAAUUGAUAGCAUAAUCGCAGGUUUCACAUUCAAUGUGACUGACAUUUGUAAAAGAGAAGUUGUACAGAAUGACCGUCAUGUAGCAGUGUAACAUUAACUCAUGAUGUAAAGCUAAUAAAUGAUGCUUGUAACUGAAAA